AUGGACGACGACUUCGAAGAGCUCCUCUGCGAGAACGAGCUACUUCACGGCUCAUCCCAAGGGUCGCUGACCGAUGCAGCUGCUAAUCUGUCGUGUGUCGAGAAUGGGGGAGAAGACGUGAUUUACACAUCCCAGAACGUGUAUGAUUCCGCCCAUGAUCAGAACAUGGUACCGCGAGCACUUUCAAGCGAGCUGACUGCUGCCGCCGUGUCCGAUCUUGCUGUUUGCGACCCCAUUCAAAGGACUCACCCCAAUGCGGACGUGAUUGACCGGAUCGAAAAUGUGUUUGAGCAGAUUGCCGAUGCGAUGCUGAACGAGAGGAAGCAAAUCAGCAUCACCUUGAAGACAAGAUUGCGAGCAUCAACUGACAUCCGGCCUGACGAGGAUCGCAUGAAGCGGCUCUCCUUUCCCGGCAAGAGCGCCGAUGAAGCAUGGAGAUUCGCGGUCGUGAUACGCAUUCUUGAGCUCAUGCACGAAGCGCUUCGAAAUGAUGUUGUCAUGUCCAAAAGAGAUCCCGCUCUUUUCGGCAGUCAAACUCACGUUGAUCGCUACGUCGACGACAUUGCCUUCACAUUCGGUGUCACCAGAACCGCACUCAAUGUUACAGCCGUUGCCAAAGGCUUGGUUGCUGGUGCCGUCACUUUCUGCCGUAGAGACGGCUCAACUUUCACCGCAGCUGGUGAUCAAGACGGUGUUCUCGUACCUGCUCUCAAAGACAUACUCUCCGUUGAUAUGUCUACUGUCCGCUGGGUAUUGGUCAUUGAGAAAGAAGCCACAUUCCGUUCCAUCGCUGCCUCCAGCUUCUGGGAGCAUAUCGCAACCGAAGGCGUCAUUAUCACCGGGAAAGGCUACCCAGAUCUUGCAAGUCGUGCUUUAUUGCAAUUCCUCGGCACAGCAUCUCCGCGAAAUGGCUUUGCAUCUCCGCCGGUGUACGGACUGGCAGACUUCGAUCCGGAUGGUGUGGCGAUCAUGUCAACCUACAAGCAUGGAUCAAAAGCUUUGGCGCAUGAGAAUAAGAGUCACAGUGUGCCGCAGUUGCAGUGGCUGGGCCUACGCAGCAAGUCUCUGCUGCUUGAUGCAAAUGACUCGCAUGUUACGCAAGAAAUUAUGAUGCUUACAGCCCGGGACAGGAGGAAAGCACUUCAGACGAUUCAGUACGGAGGCAUUGCGGGCAAUCGCGUUGACGGCGAAUUGGUGGCGGAAUUAAAAAGAAUGCUCAUGCUGAAUAUGAAGGCCGAACUGCAGCUGCUCGAUGCUGUGCCUGGAGCAAUGAUGAGGUUGCUUCACACAUUGUGCAACACCGCAAAUGUUUAA
Molecule: messenger RNA, 1314 nt
Organism: Ramularia collo-cygni
Lineage: Eukaryota; Fungi; Ascomycota; Dothideomycetes; Mycosphaerellales; Mycosphaerellaceae
Exons: 4
Coding region: 1-1314 (437 amino acids)
Biological process (GO): reciprocal meiotic recombination; meiotic DNA double-strand break formation; meiotic DNA double-strand break processing
Cellular component (GO): nuclear chromosome
Molecular function (GO): DNA binding; ATP binding; DNA topoisomerase type II (double strand cut, ATP-hydrolyzing) activity
Source: RefSeq, a predicted model, not a curated record